Molecule: messenger RNA, 1722 nt
Organism: Microthlaspi erraticum
Lineage: Eukaryota; Viridiplantae; Streptophyta; Magnoliopsida; Brassicales; Brassicaceae
Source: the annotation of a GenBank genome assembly
AUGGCAUCAACAUUCACUGCAACGUCUUCGAUUGGCUCCAUGGUUGCUCCAAAUGGUCACAAAUCGGAUAAGAUCAAGUUAUCUUCAAGCUCAUUCGGAAAGAGGCAAAUUGUGUGCCCCAGACCCAGGAGAUCCACUUCUGGAAUUGUUUGUGCUGCCAAAGAAUUGCAUUUCAACAAAGACGGCACUACCAUUAGGAAACUUCAAGCUGGUGUCAACAAGCUUGCAGACCUAGUUGGUGUUACACUUGGACCUAAAGGACGAAAUGUUGUUCUUGAGAGCAAGUAUGGUUCACCAAGAAUUGUUAAUGAUGGUGUGACUGUUGCAAGAGAGGUUGAGUUGGAAGAUCCGGUUGAGAAUAUUGGUGCUAAGCUUGUUAGGCAAGCAGCUGCCAAGACCAAUGACCUGGCAGGUGACGGAACUACAACAUCUGUGGUUCUUGCACAAGGCUUUAUCGCUGAGGGUGUCAAGGUGGUGGCUGCUGGAGCAAACCCUGUAUUGAUCACUAGAGGUAUUGAGAAGACAGCUAAGGCUUUGGUUGCCGAGCUCAAGAAAAUGUCUAAGGAGGUUGAAGACAGCGAGCUUGCAGAUGUGGCAGCUGUUAGUGCGGGUAACAAUGAAGAAAUUGGAAGUAUGAUUGCCGAAGCAAUGAGCAGAGUGGGCAGGAAGGGUGUGGUGACCCUUGAGGAGGGUAAAAGUGCCGAGAACGCCCUCUACGUAGUAGAAGGAAUGCAAUUUGAUCGUGGUUAUAUCUCCCCUUACUUUGUCACAGACAGUGAGAAAAUGUCGGUUGAGUUCGACAACUGCAAGUUGCUUCUUGUUGACAAGAAAAUUACCAAUGCAAGAGAUCUUGUUGGUGUUCUGGAGGAUGCGAUUAGAGGAGGAUACCCAAUUUUAAUCAUUGCGGAAGACAUUGAGCAGGAGGCUUUGGCGACUCUUGUUGUUAACAAGCUUAGAGGCACCUUGAAAAUUGCAGCUCUCAGAGCUCCAGGAUUUGGAGAGCGCAAGAGCCAGUACCUUGACGAUAUUGCCAUUCUAACUGGAGCAACUGUGAUUCGAGAGGAAGUUGGUCUUUCACUUGAAAAAGCUGGAAAAGAGGACGCAGUGCAAAAGCGUGUUACACAGAUUAAGAAUCUUAUCGAGCAAGCGGAGCAAGAUUAUGAGAAGGAAAAACUGAAUGAGAGAAUUGCAAAGCUCUCUGGUGGAGUUGCUGUGAUUCAGGUUGGAGCACAAACUGAGACAGAACUCAAAGAGAAGAAGCUGAGAGUUGAAGAUGCUCUUAAUGCUACCAAGGCUGCUGUGGAGGAAGGUAUUGUCGUUGGCGGUGGUUGCACUCUACUUCGGCUUGCGUCUAAGGUUCAUGCCAUUAAAGCCACCCUUGAAAAUGAUGAAGAGAAGGUUGGAGCAGAUAUCGUGAAAAGGGCAUUGAGUUACCCUCUGAAACUGAUUGCCAAGAAUGCUGGAGUCAAUGGAAGCGUAGUAAGCGAGAAGGUGCUUUCUAACGAUAACGUGAAAUUCGGUUACAAUGCUGCAACCGGCAAGUACGAAGACUUAAUGGCUGCAGGAAUCAUCGAUCCAACAAAGGUUGUGAGAUGUUGCUUGGAACACGCAGCUUCGGUUGCAAAGACAUUCUUGAUGUCAGACUGUGUUGUUGUUGAGAUCAAGGAGCCUGAGCCAGUUCCCGCAGGCAACCCAAUGGACAACUCAGGAUAUGGAUACUGA